AAGAUAGAGAGAGAGAAAACAAUGAAUCAGACAGUGCAGAAGAACACCUUGUACGUAGGUGGAUUGGCGGAGGAAGUGAAUGAGGCGAUCUUGCACGCAUCCUUGGUACCGUUUGGAGACAUCAAGGAUGUGAACACGCAGCUAGACCAGGCCACGCAGAAGCACCGCUUUUUCGGCUUUGUCACUUUUCUAGAGAGAGAAGAUUCCUCCGCCGCCAUGGACAAUAUGGACGGCGCCGAACUCUACGGCCGCGUCCUCACCGUUAAUUACGCUCUCCAGGAGCGCAUCAAGGGUGGCGAACAGGGUUGGGCUGCCCAACUUAUUUGGGCGGAUGCCGAUACAUGGUUCGAAAGACAACAAUAAGAAGAGGAAAUGUAGAAACUCCAAGCAGAGCAUAGGGCUGCCAUGGAGACUGCAGAGGAAUUACACAGGAAAAAAAUGGCAGAGGAGCGAGAGGGAGAGAAGGAAGAUGGAGAUAUCAAAGUUGAUCCGAUGGCACAAGCUGAAGCUGAGGUUUUAAGAGAAAAUAGAUUUAUAGAUAUUCGGUAA
Messenger RNA from Ipomoea nil (Japanese morning glory), 549 nucleotides. Its product is annotated as peptidyl-prolyl cis-trans isomerase E-like. The record is from RefSeq and is a predicted model, not a curated record. Gene Ontology annotation, molecular function: RNA binding. Lineage: Eukaryota; Viridiplantae; Streptophyta; Magnoliopsida; Solanales; Convolvulaceae. The transcript has a single exon.